This is a messenger RNA of Capsella rubella, 1318 nucleotides long. Its product is annotated as E3 ubiquitin-protein ligase CIP8. Gene Ontology annotation, cellular component: cytoplasm. The transcript has a single exon. Gene Ontology annotation, biological process: protein ubiquitination. Lineage: Eukaryota; Viridiplantae; Streptophyta; Magnoliopsida; Brassicales; Brassicaceae. The record is from RefSeq and is a predicted model, not a curated record. Gene Ontology annotation, molecular function: ubiquitin protein ligase activity. Bases 49 to 1059 code for a protein of 336 amino acids.
UGAUUUUCUCCGUGUUUUUUUGACCUCUUCUCUCUGGGAAGCUCAGCAAUGUCAUCGGCGAAACUUUUCGGUUGUGCUAUCAACGUCGAAGCAGAGCAAGAAGGCGGCGGUGGAAGCUCAAUCGCCCUUGAGGUUCCUCGAUCUGGUAUCCAACAGGAUUUCAAUCCGUUUUACCAUUUCUUAGAUUCGAAUUCGGACUCUGGAUCGGUUUCUAUGGAGGCGGAACCUGAAUUCAUCGAUUUCUUUGAUCGAGAGUCGUACGAGAUCGACAUGGGACGUGAGUUUCGUAUAGGUUCGAAUCAGAGGGUGAGUAGUAGUUUCGGUGGUUUCAAUAUCUGGGAGGAGGAUAUAGAAUUAGGGCUUGGAAUCGGGUCUGGGUCAGGUCCGGGUGAUUCAGGUGGGUUAGUGGUUCACAGGGAAAUUGAUUCGGGUCGGGUAGAAGUUGGUACUCGUGUUGAGUAUAAUAAUAAUAAUAAUCUAUCUGAAGAAGCUAUGGUGCUUGAUGAAGAAUUCGAAUGGGAGAACUUGCACAACGCGAUUGACUGGGUUCAAGAGCCUGUUCAAGUUAGUAGCAGCCCAUCAAUGGAUGAUGCUUGGCAAUUGUUGUGGGAUGCCAACAGUUUUUUCGAAGAUAUGAUGGAUUUGGAUCUCGGCGUCUAUCUAGCUAAUUCAUAUGAAGAUGGCGAAACCAAUGGAGAGUACGAUGCGGUUUUAGCACGAAUGUUUGAUAACGAGGAUGGAGUCGUGGGAAGUCCUCCCGCAUCCAAAAGGGUGGUUGAUGAUCUUCCUGCUGUGGUGAUUACCUCUGAACAAGUGAGCAACGGGAACACCAUUGUUUGUGCGAUCUGCAAAGAUGAUAUUGUGGUUGAGGAGAAAGCUAAGAGGCUUCCUUGUAAGCAUUUCUAUCAUGGUGAUUGUAUAGUACCUUGGUUGGGGAUAAGGAAUACGUGCCCGGUUUGUCGGUAUGAGCUACCUACGGAUGAUGUUGAGUAUGAAAGGACUAGGAGAUCACAACGGCGAGGUAGCAGCGGUUUGGCAAUGGAGUCAAUGUCCGGGUAGAUGAAGAAGUAAUUGUGCUUUGAUCUUUGGUAAGGCCUCAUUGGUAAAAUGAUUUGUUUCUGGUUGCUAUGAUGUACAUAUUGGUCAUAGUUAAAAGGAAGAAUACAUUGGCAGCCAUGUAUUGUGUAAGUUAUUUAGGUUUUAUAUAUCUUGUAAGACUUUGCUGAUAAUUGCAGUCACAGUUUGUUUAUCAUAGAGGAAUUGCUGCUGAUCUGACUUCGAUUAGUUCUAAAUAUGAAUAUAUUUUCUGUUUCUGAUA